AUCAAACACAAACAUCAAUAGAAUAACAAGAUUAUUGUAUUUACUCGCUUCCUCCCUCCACAAAAGUGGGAAUUUAUGAUGCUAUACAGAGAUUUCUGGACGCGACUCUGUUGCUGUACAUUUAUUAGGUAGCAUUCAAGCUUUGCAAGCGUAUCAAUCAGUAGGUGAAUUGGCAUUUGAACACUACUCCGUACACUCAGACACUAACUACGGUACUCAAGUAGCAGUUCGAGUCCCUCCCACCUUGUGUUCCCCACCAUAAGAACCUCUCCCUUGACCCAAAUUCGUCCGUGAGCCUAGAACAAAGAACAAAGAACAAAGAACAAAGAACAAAAAACAAAAAACAAAAAACAUAGUAUAUAGAACAACACCAAUAAAUAACCUUGGAAUACAACAAAAUCUACAUUCAUUUUUUUCAUCAUGUUCAGCAAUCUCAAUCCCUUUUCAUCUCCUUCCACCACUACCGAAGUCACCGAACUUCGCAUCUAUCCCAUAAAAUCCUGUCGUGGUAUCUCAAUCAAAUCAUCCUCCCUCACCACUCAUGGACUCGAGUUCGAUCGACGCUGGAUGUUCGUCUCUGGUGAUGACCACAAAUUUAUUACCAUCCGCGACCUUUCUGACAUGACCUUAAUUGACACUGCCUUUACCACCGUCAAAUCUCCCUCCGAAUCCAGUGAUGAAGAUGUCGAACACCUCGUCAUCAGUAUCAGGAAUACAGACAAAAAAGUCAUGAUGCCCGCGCGACCUACCGAACAGUGGCUGGAAGAAAACACAAACUUGGCACAGGUGGAGAUCUGGGGGUGCAAGACAGAUGGAUAUUUAUACAAGGAUGAGAUAAACCAUAUCUUCAGCGAAUUCUUCAAGAAAGAUGUUAAACUAGUAUUCAAGGGACCAACUCCGAGAAUUCUGAGUGGUAAUGGAGCACCCGAGAUACUCGGUAGGGAGGAGAGCACAAAUUUUCCAGAUGUCAUGCCCAUUUUGAUCGCAAAUGAAGCUUCUCUUCAAGAGUUAAACCAAAGACUAGCCGAGAAAGGCGCGGAAGAAAUUACAAUAGAAAGGUUCAGACCAAAUAUCAUUGUGAGGGGUAAAGACGAGAGUAAUAAAGAUGAUGCAGCACCAGCAGCAUGGACGGAGGAUGAAUGGAAGAGAGUACGAAUAAUCAACAAGCCAAACUCCGGAUUUCUGUCCACGGCCCUGGGCUCAACUGGGAUAGAUAUCGAUGUACAGGCUCGCUGUGCAAGAUGUCUAGUUCCAAACGUGAACCCAGAAACCGCGGAAAGGGAUCAGCAUGAACCUUGGGAUACUUUAGUGAGCUAUAGACGUGUAGAUGAAGGAAUCAAGUUUAAGCCGUGCUUUGGAAUGUUGAGCGUGCCUAGAUCCGAUGGACCUAUUGCUGUAGGGAUGAAAUUUGAGGUUUGGGAAACCACAAAAAAUCACAAAUAUCUAAAGGGAAUGUAG
This is a messenger RNA of Sclerotinia trifoliorum, 1458 nucleotides long. The record is from the annotation of a GenBank genome assembly. Lineage: Eukaryota; Fungi; Ascomycota; Leotiomycetes; Helotiales; Sclerotiniaceae.